CUUCGCCAGUUUAUCGACCAUGAAGACGGGAUUGGUAUUGGGUGUUUACGAAACAGAGAGCGAGGACAAUGUCGUGCUCACCCCUACGGCGGCCAAGUACAACGAGCUGGUUAACGGCAAGCUGCUGAAGAACAUUAUGCUGAGUGACUAGAGUGAGAAAGAGAGAGAGACGGUAUUAUACGCAUGAUAUGAAGCGCAACUUGCUACGCACAAGGAUAUCCUAGAAAAUACGCUGCGCUUUAUAAAUAAGAAUAUAAUACUGCCUGAUUUAUGAUAAAUUCUUUUCGACGCGAGACAGACGUCAGACAGGUCGAAUAGGAGAUUUUAAACUCCUGUUAAUCGUUCAGUUGAUUAAAUCAUCACUGCUUCAAGACUGACGGGAAUCGAGUAGAGUAAUAGUAGUAAUGUCGACUGGCGACGGUAAUAUGGGGAACGAUAGCGGCGCCGGGAGCAGUGGUGGAUUAGGCGACGGUAGCGGUAAAAUUAUUAAGCCUCAUCCACCUACGAACGUGCUACAGAGGAUGACCGGGAUAUUAGAGGAUAAGAGCAACGAUUACCUGUGCCCGAUAUGCUUCGAUCUUAUCGACACGGCGUAUAUCACACGUUGUGGACACACGUUUUGUCAUCAUUGCAUCGUAAAGUGCUUAGAGAUUAAGGAUCGUUGCCCGAAAUGCAGUUUCACGUUGAGCGAGCACGACAUUUUCCCGAAUUUUCUGUUGGACGAAUUAGUUUCCAAAUAUAAAACUAGAAGCAAAGGCCUCGCUCAGCUAGGCUCGUACGCGGACAAUAGUAGGCACAGAAUUGCUGGUGGCGAUUCAUCGACGCCGGCCUCUGACGGCUUGAGGAGUAUCGUAGCGGCGGAGAGCGCCAAUCUCACUCUGCCCGAUGUGAACGUGAUGCUCGAGGUGCUUACUCAACGAAAGCAUCUGCUCGAGGCGGAGACCUGUACGGCGCAAAAUAAGCUUCUGCACGAGUUCCUCAAGCACUUGCUGCAACAAAAGGAGGAGCAGAAGAAUCAGUUGCAGAAAGAGGUGGCGUUGAUCAAGAAGGACAUGGAGGAGGUGGAGAACAUCCUGAAGGACGUUCAGAGCAAGUGCCCGCGGGUAGAGGACGUCAAAAAGGCAAGCGAGAACGAUACCGCGCAGGUAUCGGCGAUCAGACGUGAGAUGCUCGGCCUUAUAGACAUAAUAGACUCGAAUAUGGUGAAGCCCAGCGACAAGGCGACCGGCGGCAUUGAUACUUUCACAAAUCCGAGUGUCAGUCAGCACGGUGGAUCAACACUAGCCAUACGGAGGAAAAGAUUGCACGCUCACUUUGACGAUUUCGUUCAAUGUUACUUCGAUUCGCGCGGCAAGGAAUUACUACUCGGCCAGAAGUCGCAGACUCAGAGCGAAGCUCAGCUGCAGCACGGUGGCGUGCACAGCACGAGUUCCGGGCUGGAUGUGUUUCGCGAGAAUCUCGUCAAGUUCUCGAGGUACAAUUCUCUGCGUCCACUGGCCACCCUAAACUACUCAUCGGAUCUCUUCAACAAUUCCACUAUUGUGUCUAGUAUCGAGUUCGAUAAGGACAACGAAUUUUUCGCAAUCGCUGGUGUCAUUAAACGCAUCAAAGUGUUCGAUUACGGCGCGGUCAUACGUGACACCGUCGACAUUCAUUAUCCCUGCGUCGAGAUGAUAUCUAGUUCCAAAAUUUCUUGUGUGUCAUGGAACUCCUUUCACAAGGGCAUGCUCGCGUCUUCGGAUUAUGAGGGCACCGUGACGGUAUGGGAUGCGGUGACCGGUCAGAGAACGAAGGCGUUCCAGGAGCACGAGAAGAGAUGUUGGUCCGUGGAUUUCAACGAUGUAGAUACCAGAUUGAUCGCGUCGGGCUCCGACGACGCCCGCGUGAAAUUGUGGGCGUUGAAUACCGAUUAUUCCGUGGCGUCGUUGGAGGCAAAGGCCAAUGUGUGCUGCGUGAAAUUCAAUCCACGUAGCUCGUGUCACCUGGCCUUUGGAUCCGCGGAUCACUGUGUACAUUAUUACGAUUUGCGCAACAUGAAGGAGGCGUUGUGCAUAUUCAAGGGCCAUCGUAAAGCGGUCUCCUAUGUCAAGUUCAUAAACAAAGAGGAAAUUGUUUCAGCCAGUACAGAUUCCCAGUUAAAGAUGUGGAACAUAAACAAUCCACUUUGUUUGCGAUCAUUCGUCGGGCACGUGAAUGAAAAGAAUUUCGUCGGACUCGCCACCGACGGCGAUUACGUUGCCUGCGGUUCAGAAAAUAAUGCGCUGUACGUCUAUUAUAAAGGUUUGACAAAGCAAUUGUUCUCGUACAAAUUCGAUGCCGUUCGAAGCAUAUUGGAGGUACAGGACAGAAGGGAGGAAGAUCUGAACGAGUUUGUGUCCGCGGUAUGCUGGAGGCAGAUGUCUAAUGUCGUAGUAGCCGCUAACUCUCAAGGAAUUAUCAAAAUAUUAGAGUUGGUAUGAGACAAUUAGGAAAAAGCAAUUGAACUUAAAUGAGUGAAACGCGUAUUCGAUUACUGUAAACUAAAACGGGUCUAAAUAAUAAAGGAGAUUGCCAAAAGUAGAAGCGUAAGAAUAAUUAUACAGAGAUUAUACUUUCAGAAAAGAAUUCUGUUCGCUUUGUGUUUUUAUAAUACUUUUAGUAUACUUAGACCCUUUUUAUUUUAUGGUACCUACCUUGUGAUUAUUUUAGAUGUGAAUAACAACGAGACAUAAUGGAACCAUUCUAAAUAGCGUAAUGAUUUAUAAUAAUGACACGUAAUGAAAAUUUUUACAAUUAAUGUAAUCGACAAAUUCGAUGGAAAUUUUAAGAAGGUCGUUAUUGGCGAUUAAAAUAUUGCAAGUGGAGAUCUUCGAUUAUGUGAUCUAUGCUCAAUAUAUCACAAAGCACAAAUAUUUUCUCUGAAUUGUACACUAUGGCUACUUUUUUUUUAAGAGACACAAAUCGAUAUAGAUUAACUCGCAUUUGUUACAAUUAAAUGGAACGUGAUAUGCAUAGUGUGUACGAACUUUUAAUGCUUAACGUUGUAAUAUUUAUUUUAAAAAGAAAAAUUAUAAAUUUUAAUGUAAAAUAUAAAUUGCUACUUUACAAUUACAAAGUAUAUAAUAUGUAUUGUAAUUUUGUUAAAUGUAGUACAACAACAAGUAAUUCAAAUUUUAAACUUUUUUUAAUAUUGUUCAGUUAAAAACGCACUCCGAACAAAGUCAAAGAGUUUCGAUUGAGUUUGAAUCAAAUGAUAAAUAAAAUUAAAUGUUGAUCUAUGUCAAAAAUGUCGACUGUGUGGUUCUUUUUUUUUUAAAAGCAGCCUAUGUGUGAGUAUGAUUAGGAAAAUUGGUACUAUUAAUUAUUGCAUUCGUAUUUUGAAUUUUCUAAUCUAAUUUAAACAUAAUUCCAUCUCAACAGACUGAAUCACUUAAUAAUAAAAGUUUUGCAUCGUUGUAACACGUUCGAAAAAAAUAUUCCUCCAUAUGACUUAUCGAAAAGGAUCUUUCGUAAUUUUACGUUAUCGAUACUUAAUAUUCGUCGAAGAUAUCAUAAUUGCACGCUUGCUAAACUAUUUUAUGCGGAUAUAUAAAUACACAUAUAUUUUUAAAUAUGAUCGACGCGUGACGUGAGUAUGAUGUUUAUUACAAUAAGUACAAUACUUUUGGAAGCAGCGUUUGAGUCUGCAGAAAUUUACAGCGCAAUGUAAAUUUGUAUGCGUGUGUUCGAGGAUGAUUUUCCAAUAACGCUUCUUAAUGUCCGAGUGGCGACUGUUUCGAUAUUUUAAGCUGCGUUCGCUUUAGCGCUCGAAGCAUUUCAUCCUUUUUGUUUAUGACAAAUAUUAACCAAGGACAAAUGAGCCUUGUUAAACCUUGUGUUCAUAAUGCUAAAAAUCGAUCCGAGAUUUAAAACAGAAAAGGAAUUGAUCAAUCGUGUUAGUUAUCUGAAGUAUUCAAAUUCGAUUGGUCACAAAGCUCAACAAGCUGUGAGCGAACGUAGUCUUCAUCCAUCACGAAAUCUGCUCUCGACACAAAAUUUAGAAAUGACACGUAGAAUAAAUACGCGUUUGAUAACCACAUAAUUUUUUUAACAAAAUUUUUUAACAAAUUUUUAGAGUAAAUCCAAAAACUUGUUUCAGUUCUCGAAAGAUUAGAAAAAGUUGAAACAUUCGAAUGGAAAUCAUCAAAACUAAAAUACGCAUAUAUUAAAAUGUAAUAUAAAAUUGAUAUACAUAUAUACAUAUAAUAUACUUUGACUGGCAAUCGUAUACAAAUCGUACCUGCAUUUUCCUAGAAACCACUAGUAAUUGCAAUAUCAAUAUUUUAAGUAUUAAAAUAUCGAUGUUUUCAUUAUCGCGUGAUAGAAAUCUCAACAAUUUUUAAAAUUUUUUGCUACUAGUUGCUAACGAAGUUUUCAGCUUAAAUUAGCUUAAAAUCAUUUAGCUUAAAUUGACUGAUAUCAUGAUUGCGUAAUUGUGUAAACAGAAAAGUGAUAAGAAGGUAAUCAAUGUCUCAAAUAUUUUUUUCUCUGAUAAUGAUAUCUAGAUAAGGCGUUAUUUUUAUUAAAAUUGUUUUUUACUACAUAUCAAAUUUUUUUAAUGGUUAUAUUAUCGUCUUUGUAAUUUGACUAUGCUGUUAAAAAAAAUUUGCAUUACUACGUUAAUUUAAUUGGAACGGUGAAUAGUUGAAAGACAGAGCGAAGCAAGUUAUUGUUGCAAGUGAUACAUACAUUUUAAAAAAGGAAAAUGUACAAAGAGUGAAUAGAAAAAUGAAAUAUAUUGCGAUAAAGUUCACAAUAUAUUUUGUUUUCAGAAUAUGGAAGUGAUAAAAGAAUGAAUAUAUCUUAAUAUAUUUCUUUUAAUAAACUUGCUUUAAGCUUCUGUCAUAAGUAUUAAAGACUGAUCUACAACGUGCUCUUUCUACUUCUAGCUUCUCUGCUUUUUUGUGCAUUAUUUUAUCGAAAUUUGCGAGAUAAAAGUUGACCAACUCUUUAGAAGUGAUAAGAAACACAAUUAUCGAUAUACGGAAAGAAUAAUUUUGUUAAAAUAUCUAACAAUUUAAUUGGAUCUGAAAAUAAAUUUGUUAGACUAUUAAAGUAAUUACGUUGGACUUUCAAACUGAUUGCUAGAAUGUCAAAAUUUUUUGCAGCAUUUCUCAUUGUACUUCAGCAUUCGUCAUGAUUAGUUUGAUGAUCCAGUAAAAUUAUUUUCAGAUCUGUAUUCAACUAAAUGUAUAGAUACUUUAGCAAAAUCAAUCUUUCCAUGUAAAACAGUGCACGCAAAGGCAAUAAACAAGAAGCAAAAAAACAGAAAAAAGCACAUUGUAAAUUAGCCUUUAAUUAGCAUCUAUUCUUACUUAUAAUUAAAAUAUGAUUACAUGUAAAAUUGAUUCACUGUACAACUAUGCCAACUAAACCCCAUGACAAAGUCACAUUAUUACUUAUAGUAUUGUUGUAUAUAAAAGAAAUAAUGAAGUUUAUCGACAAAUAUUUCAUUGUAUUAUAUCUUAAGCCGCUAAAUAGGUUGUAAUCAAUGCUCGUUUCAACAAUGUUAGUGAGAACUGAAUGUGAAACGGUUCUAUAACGUAACGUAUCCACGCUGAUACUGUAGCUAAGAAAAAAAAAACAGCAGUUGUGAAUUAAUGUGUAGUCUAUAAUCUCUAAAAUGAGAGAGUUAUUGUAAAUGUACCGAUGUUAAUGUAUAAUUGGACGAAAAAAAAGGAUAUUCUAGAAAUAAAGAAUAGUAUAUUUUUAGAGUGUAUUUUAAAAUUACAAGUACACCGCGCGUACACAUGAUGAAUGUCAAAAGAAUGCCUAGACUAUUGUAAUUAAUAAAUUUAUGAAUUUGUGUCUGAA
Messenger RNA from Solenopsis invicta (red fire ant), 5832 nucleotides. RefSeq names its product E3 ubiquitin-protein ligase COP1. The transcript is spliced from 3 exons. Gene Ontology annotation, cellular component: cytoplasm. Gene Ontology annotation, biological process: proteasome-mediated ubiquitin-dependent protein catabolic process. Bases 405 to 2459 code for a protein of 684 amino acids. NCBI's taxonomy places the organism in Eukaryota, Metazoa, Arthropoda, Insecta, Hymenoptera, Formicidae. Gene Ontology annotation, molecular function: ubiquitin protein ligase activity; metalloaminopeptidase activity; protein binding. The record is from RefSeq and is a predicted model, not a curated record.